Pangasianodon hypophthalmus (striped catfish) is the source of this 4091-nucleotide messenger RNA. RefSeq names its product ADAMTS like 5 (gene adamtsl5). Gene Ontology annotation, cellular component: extracellular matrix. The coding region runs from base 705 to 2321 and encodes 538 amino acids. Lineage: Eukaryota; Metazoa; Chordata; Actinopteri; Siluriformes; Pangasiidae. The record is from RefSeq and is a predicted model, not a curated record. Gene Ontology annotation, molecular function: metalloendopeptidase activity; protein binding. Gene Ontology annotation, biological process: extracellular matrix organization. The transcript is spliced from 14 exons.
UCGCUGUAUGUGUGAACGUAGCUUCACCCGGGAACCGGUUUGGAGUGAAACCGGUGAAAUCUGGCAACCCUGCGUGGAGCUGAGAGGCAGUGAGUGGAGGCGAGUCUCAGGUGAGGAGCAGAGGCGCUGUGCUGCAAACCGCCUGUCACACACUGCAGGUGAUAUCCACACAGCAGUCCCAAUGAGCAGCUUUAAGAGAAUAAACUUCUUCAAAGCACCACCAGAUCCAUGUUUAAAGCAGAUCUGCUGAUGGUGGUGAUGGCAAGUGAUCUGCUCUUGCUUCAUUUAAAGUCCAUGUGUCAUUGGAUUUCCACAAAUCAGCUCCUGGCUGUCAGUUGAUACUGAGUUGGAGUUGUACUGGAUGAUAAAAGAGCACCUGGCACCCCUAAAAAAACAAGGAUGAUUUCCUUCUAACCACUUCAUGCUUCCAGAAGAGCCCCCUGUCCUGGAUUUUACAUUCACUUUCCUGUACACCGCAGAUGUGAGAAGACAAAUGGUGGACUUUUGCUCUGGUUCAUAACUAAACAGAACCAAAAGAAAAGGGUUUCAUCUCUUAUAGAUCUGUUAUGGAUGUCAUGAAGCGCACUUUCUGGUUGAGAAUAAACACCACCGGGAUUUCACAAUUCCCAGACUGUUUUAAAUGAUUCCUAAUCCAGAUGUGUAGAAGAUUAGUGACAUUGUGAUUGACUUGACAAGGAGCUAGGAUGCCAAAACAGCACUACAGGAAACUGUCUCUGUUCCAGGCGCUCACCCUUGUUACGCUGUUGACGUCCCCGGAUUGCCUGUCAUCCCAGCAAACUCAGGGCAGACGUGUUGGCCGUUCAUCUCGAGUGCCUCGGCAGCUGUUUUAUAAGAACGAAUGGGCUUCGUGGGGAGUUUGGUCUGAGUGCUCUCGCUCCUGUGGUGGAGGAGCGUCCAUCCGCCGACGGACCUGCAUCUACAGGAAUCCACGUGGAGGACAAUGUUUGGGAGAUCCCAGGCAGUAUAAGAUCUGCAACACUAAGGGGUGUCCUCCUGGAGCUCUAGACUUCAGAGACCUGCAGUGCAAAGCUUUUGAUGACAAGCCUCUGGUUGCUGGGAGCACUUACCAGUGGACUACUUUUCAUGGAGGCUCUGACCCCUGUGAGCUCAGCUGUUUGGCCCUGGGUCACAAUUUCUACUACAACUUUGGGCGAGUCCUGGAUGGCACACCCUGCCCAACCGAGCCUGGGGCCGUAUGUGUGAACGGGAAAUGCCUGAAACCAGGGUGUGACCUGAUCUUUGGCUCCCAGCAGCAGGAAGAUGCCUGUAUGGUGUGUGGAGGCCAGAACACCACCUGCCUUCAUCAUCGCAGUGUGUACUGGAGUAACGGCCAGGAGAUCGGGCCGUUUGGAUACAAUGAGGUCACCAUGAUCCCAGCCGGAGCCACCCACAUCAGAGUGACUGAUAACAGCAAAAACUAUUUAGCCCUUCAGAAUGGACGUUCCCAGUUUGUGAUUAAUGGGAACUGGAAGAUCAGUGUUCCAGGGGAGUAUAAUGUGGCUGGGACCAAACUGCUGUACCGCCGCUCUGCUGAUACGUGGGAAAGCUUUGAGGUGCCUGGGCCGACACAGGAGGACUUGCACAUUAUGGUUCUGUCCACUGAUAAGAAUUCUGGGAUAGAGUAUGAGUACUGGCUGCCCACUGAUCUCUACGCCCUGCAUCAUGGAAGGCAGAGUCCAUACCGGCAUCAGCACACAUCAAACUUCCUGCCCUGGGAACUGCCAACUACCACCACCACUACCACCACCACCACCACCACCACAAUGAGACCUCCUGCCGCCAAAGAGCCGUCAUGGGGUGGACGAAAACCUCCCAGGAGACCUCCCUUUCAGCAGCAGCCACUGCCUCGUCUGGAACGAGAUGAGAAGAGUAACUACCUGCCCCGGACCCACAGCACAGGUUACUGCGGUAAAUGCAGGAGGGUGAAGGGGCGUGGGGAACGGCAGAGGCAGUACUGCCAGAAGGAUUAUGUCUUCAGAGCCAAGAUCUUGGGGAAGGUCUAUGUUGGCGAGGAGACACGGUACGACGUGCAAAUUAUCCACACGUACCGUAACCGCUUCCGUCUGGAACACCGGGAAUACCUGUGGGCCCCCAACAGGUGUGAUUGCCCUGCACUGGAGGAGGGUUAUCAGUACGUGCUAAUGGUCAGGCGUCACGUCAACCAUGAACAGACACUCGAUCGCAUUCUGCUGGAGGAGGACAGCUACGCUCAGCUUUACCGCCCACGUGAGGACAGCCUACUGCGCCCCCUGGAGGAUCUUUGCAGUAAUAGGGGACCGAGAACUCACCAGAGAGGGUAGAGGACGUGGACUUGGACCCUGUUUAGCUGAGUUCAUUGUGCACUUGUUAUAUUUAAUCCUGCUUCGAAAAAACAGAAAUGACAAGAAAAACUACCUGUUGCUGGCUUUAAAAAGUAUCUGUGGAUAUUACAGGAACCCUUAGGAAGAAAAAAAGCCUAUAUGCUCCAGAGUUAUACCAAAGCUACUCACUAAAUGAAGCACUUUAGGUGGAUGUUAUAACCUACCUUUAAAAAUGCAUAUACCAAAGAAGAACAUAUUGUUUGUAUUAUUAUCAGAGUUAAUGUUGCCUUACAUAUAUAUAUAUAUAUAUAUAUAUAUAUAUAUAUAUAUAUAUAUAUAUAUAUAAUCCAUACACUCACCUUUAUUAGGAAGACCUGCGCUUUCAUGCAGUUAUUUAAUCAGCCAAUCAUGUGGCAGCAGCACAAUGCAUAAAACGUGCAGAUAUAGGUCAAAAGCUUCAGUUAAUGUUCACGUCAAACAUCAGAAUGAAGAAAAAGUGUGAUCUCUGUGACAUUGAUUGUUGCAUGGUUGUUGGUACCAGAAGGGCUGGAUUGAGUAUUUCAUUAACUGCUGAUCUCCUGGGAUUUUCACACACAACAGUCUCUAGAGAUUACACAGAAUGGUGUGAAAAACAACAAACAUUGAAUGAGCGACAGAUCUGUGGGUGGAAACAUCUUGUUGAUAAGAGAGGGCCAGAUUGGUUCGAGCUGACAGGAAGUCUACAGUAAUUCAAAUAAACACUCUUUACAACCAUGGUGAGCAGAAAAGCAUUUCAGCAUGCACAAAACAUAGAACCUUGAGGAGGAUGGGCUACAACAGCAGAAGACUACAUUGGAUUCCACUCCUGUCAGCCAAGAACAGGAAUCUGAGGCUAGCGUGGACACAGACUCACCGAAACCGGACAGCUGAAGAUUAGGGGGAAAAAAAAUCACCUGGUCUUUUUUCCAAACUUCAACAGUCCAGUUAUGGUGAAUCUGUGCCCAGACUGUGAAAUUAUGUGAAAAUUGAUUUUAUGCAUUGUGCUGCUACAUGAUUGGCUGAUGUACAGGUGUUAAGGUGACUGGUGUGUGUGUGUGUGUGUGUGUAUGUAUAUAUAUAUAUAUAUAUAUAUAUAUAUAUAUAUAUAUAUAUAUAUAUAUAUAUAUAUAUAUAUAUAUAUAUAUGUGUGUGUGUGUGUGUGUGUGUGUGUGUGUAAUGGGGCAUAAAAUGUAUGUAUCUAAUUUCUCUGCUGUUGUUUUUCUACAAUUAUUGUUUUUUUUAAUUAUAUUUAUAAUAAUAUUGUAUGUAGAAAUUAUACCUACAUUUAUGUAUGUGUUUUGCUUUUGAUAUAUAUUUUCACUAUCAGUGUAUGUGUUGCCAGUGAUGCAAAAAGUUUAUUGAAUACCUCAAGCAGAAGACUGACUUGAUUGUUAUCAGAUUGCUUCACUGAGAUGAUCCGUUGAAGAGACUGAAACAUUUCAGGAGGAUCUCCGUAACGAUCAGUAGACAUGGAUAAUGAUGCUUUCCUGAAACUGGACCUAAAUCUCUUCCACUGUAUAAUCAAAGUCACUGAUAUAUUUGAUAAUAGUUUUCUUAGAUCAUCAUUUAUAUUAUUUAUCCAGAAUGCAGUCCCACAAGCACAUGUUCCACACACUCCACUAACUAAACCGACACUGUGUUUAAUUAUUAUCAGAAAAACUAAUGCCGAAUGUGCAUCCGUGUAAAUGCAAAAUGGGGGAUGCAGCAUAGUUCAAUAAAAACUUGCCAUGAGACAGCGGAGCACUGAAGAAA